Messenger RNA from Schizosaccharomyces japonicus yFS275, 3121 nucleotides. RefSeq names its product protein phosphatase regulatory subunit Ekc1. Gene Ontology annotation, molecular function: protein phosphatase binding; protein phosphatase activator activity. Gene Ontology annotation, cellular component: chromatin; protein serine/threonine phosphatase complex; nucleoplasm. Lineage: Eukaryota; Fungi; Ascomycota; Schizosaccharomycetes; Schizosaccharomycetales; Schizosaccharomycetaceae. The coding region runs from base 158 to 2656 and encodes 832 amino acids. The record is from RefSeq and is a predicted model, not a curated record. The transcript is spliced from 2 exons. Gene Ontology annotation, biological process: negative regulation of kinetochore assembly.
AAACCACUACCGGCAACAUUAUUCCUUCCUAAUUCGCGGUUUAGCCAGUCAUUGAGGACUGUCAGAAGGAGAAGCAUUAAUAAAUUAAUCUUUAGGUUACUGUUUCCGACCAGGACGCCAAGAUUGCCGUUAGUUUCAGUGACACGUAGCUCAAAAUAUGUUCUGGCGUUUUGGACAUGGGUUUGGAUUUCAAAGCUCUAGUGCUAUUGAGGCAAUCCUCUCUAAGCCAGAAGAAGAAAUUCAACUGAAAAAGUUACUGGAAGAACCAGGAGUACUGGACGAAUGCAAAAGUCACAAUCCGAAACUGAUAGAGUACUUGUGUAAGCCGACUGUUUUAAACCAGCUGGUUGAUUAUAUUCUUGAACCAGAAGAUGAAGAACCACAGGACGGUGGGUAUGAAGAACCCGAGACGACCAGAUUAUCGUUUAUCGCGAGCGAGAUUCUCAGCAGCGAUGUGUGGUCGAUAUGCGAGGCCUGUGUUGAAAACCAUGAACUUUUGGCUCAUUUGUGGACCUUUCUUGACAAUGAGAAUCCUCUAAACCCACUUCAAGCCUCGUAUUUCGCAAAAAUUAAUGAGCACUUCUUGGACAAAAAGACAGAGCAGCUUGUCGCUUUCAUUCAGUCCAUAGACAAUUUGGUGGAGAAAAUCCUACGUCAUGUGGAAACGAGUGCUAUUAUGGAUCUGCUCCUUAAAUUCAUUUCAAUGGAUCGUUGUGAAACACCUGUUGGCAUUGCAGACUGGUUGCAUAGUCAGGGUCUUGUUCAGCGUCUCCUGCAGCUGCUUAAUCCGAAUAUGAGCCCAGAUAUUCAAUCCACUGUAGCUGACGUGAUAAAAGCCAUUAUCGCUAUUUCUGCCAACUCAAAUGAGCCUGGUGUUAUUGGACCUAAUUCUCUCUCUCGUGAGCUUGUGUCCGAAGAAACGAUUGGCACCAUGAUUCAGUACAUGACUGAUGUGAGCGCCCCGAACUCUACUACAUCGCUUGUUAACGGCGUGAGCAUUGUAAUUGAGCUUAUUCGCAAAAACAACAGUGAUUACGAUGUUACACCCAUCCUUCAGAUGCCGCUACACACUUUCCCGCCUACUACGAGAGACCCAAUAUAUCUUGGCACCAUGUUGCGCUUAUUCUCUGAAAAGAUUCCCGUCUUUCAAAAUCUUUUAAUGCAUCCAAAGGACACUCCUGAGACGAUGCCUACUAGCUUUGGACAGAUUAAACCCUUGGGAUUCGAACGUUUUCGUGUGUGUGAACUGUAUGCUGAACUUUUGCAUUGCAGUAACAUGUCCCUCCUUAGUGAUCCAAAUGCUGAAGCUAUGGUUUUGCAGCGUAAUCAUCUUCGGGACUUUCUGAUUCGUCACAAUAAAUGUCCUAGAAACCCGCGCACGCUUGAUGAUGAUUCUGGUUUCCAAGCCGGCAAAUUCAACGAAAACGAAACGCAAGAUACAUCAUUCGACGGACAAAACCAGUCCCAAGAUGAAAAUAUGACAGAGGCCGAUCAAGAGUCCGUUGUCAGCACACAAGCUACUGACAUCGAAAGUGCUACAAAACUUGCCGCAGAAGAGACAAAUUUCUUGGAGGACAUAGUCGAAGACGGUGAGCGCUUCGAGCCUCUGAGCACUGAGACGCUACAAGAAAAAGUGAAGGGCCCCGUUGUCGGUGAUUUGUUGAAAAUCAAAUUCAUUGAAAACAACGUGAUAACUAUAAUUUUGGAUCAGUUUUUUGAGUAUCCAUGGAACAAUUUCCUUCACAAUGUCGUUUACGAUGUCGUUCAGCAAGUGCUUAAUGGACCUAUGGACAAGGGUCAUAAUUACGCUCUUGCGUUUGAUAUGUUUACGCAAACAAAAAUUACAGAAAAGAUUGUUAAUGGUCAGAGAAUCAGCGAUGAAGAAACUGCAAAACCUAACGGUUUCCGACCCGGGUACAUGGGUCAUCUGACUAUCAUCGCUGAAGAGGUUAUUAAGUUUGUGGAACGCUAUCAGAACAUUCUUCAUCAGGACAUCUUAGACAUGGUCAAUAAGGACAGCUGGCAGCACUUUGUCAACGAAACGUUGGCAGAAACACGUGCCCGGGAUAAUCAGCUCCUUGGCGGUUUGGAGCCUUCUAUGGUUGGUUAUUUGGAUGAUGUGGAUGGUGAGAUGUUGGAUGCUAACAAUCUGCCUGAAAUGCAAUUUGCUUUGGAGCAGGAACUUGAAAGUAAUAGCAGCGACGAUGAUAUCGUUGAAAUGCAUCGCGAGCUCUCUCGGGAUUCGGACACGGACCCCGAUGAUCAAGAUUCGCAUUUGGCUCGUGAAAUGUCUCGCAGGUUAAGUAUGGAUUCUUCCAAUAGCGACGAUGAUGACAGUCGUGACCAUUUUGCGCAGUACAUGUCGGAAGAAAUGUCCAAUGAUCCGUCUAACAAGUCAGACAGUUCUAGUGACUCUGAUGACGAUGAUGAUGAUGUCGUCGGUUGGGUUCCUCGCGGUAAGCAGUCCGUCUCGCGCUCAGGUUUUUUCCUCAACGAAGGCAAUCGAGAUGAUGAUGAUUCCGACAGCGGCGAUGAAGACGAGGCAAACGAUGACAGUGAUGACGACGAUGAUGACGAUCGUGAAUUUGCGGAGGAUGAGUAUCGCAACGGUCUGCUUCUCUUCCCCAGAAAAAACAAGGAUAAUGAAGGUAAUUGAUUUAUACGAUGGAUGCCACGUUGAAACGCUGGUAGCUUAUCAUGAGUUACGUUUGUGAUCGUUUAAUCUGCCAGUCGUUCCUUUUCUAGCAGAAGCUUGCCUUACGCCUUUGGUGCAGUGUACAAUUAUCUGCCUCAUUUUGUUAGGACUCAACACGAACUUAAGCCCGACCCGUCAAGCUCCAGUAGCCCUUUUGUUUCAUUCUAUAACAUUUCUUUCCCCGACGCUCCGUGGAAAUUACUGUCUUAAUACUUUUCAUACAAAAGACUUAUUCCGCACUUAGUUUACAAAAUAACUUGCAACCUCAACUUGAUAGACAUUUGCACAUGUUUUUAUUCUUGUUUGUGGUAUAAUAAACAUACCAACCCAUCUCGUAAUUAUGAUUCUCUACUCCCCGAGUGUUUUGGGGUGAGCUGCUCGUUGCCCUUCUGUAAUUUGGAGCCUGUGUUCCUAGGAUGUUCUUAU